CCGGGCCGGGGCUGGCUGGGGCGGGGAGCGGGCAUAAAGGCGCUGCCUCGGGCUCAGCCUAGCGGUAGCGGGCUGCUUGCUGGCACGGCAUGGCCGGGGGAAGGAAAAAGCAGCGGCAGCGGCAGCGGGCCGGACAGUCGAAGCGCAGCCCCCAGCAGCGGCCGGCGGCAGCGGGAGAACAUGUGAAGUUACAGAGAAAGGAGGAGGUGAAAUGUUCAAACUGUGACAAAACACAUACGCUCCUUCUCUCCUCGGAUGGGAAACUUUCCGAACACUGGGCUACAUCUUCGGGUAACUGCCUAAAGCCAAGGCUGGUGGAAGAACUGGGAAACCAUGAAAUUGUUCAAAUAGCCUGUGGGGACCGUCACUCCUUGGCACUGUCCCGAGGAGGUGAGCUCUUUACCUGGGGCCAGAAUGCCUGUGGACAGCUUGGAGUGGGGAGACAAGUCACGCUCACCCCCAAACCACAGCUGGUGGAAGGACUAAAGGGCAUCCCACUUGCUCAAAUUGCUGCUGGAGGAGCUCACAGCAUUGCUGUGUCACUCUCUGGAGCCGUGUACUCCUGGGGAAAGAACGACUUUGGACAGCUGGGACUCGGACACACGGAAGACAAGGACUACCCAUCAUACAUUGAAGCAUUAGAGCACUGGAAGACUGUAUUUAUCUCAUGUGGGGCAGAUCAUACUGCAGUUCUCUCCAAGGAUGGCUUGGUGUGCACAUUUGGAGCAGGAGGGGCUGGCCAGCUUGGGCACAACUCCACCCAGAAUGAACUAACACCUCGUGUAGUGGCUGAGCUGUGGGGAGCAAGAGUUUCGCAGGUUGUUUGUGGAAGACAGCACACCCUGGUCUAUGUUCCCUCCUUGGACAAAGUCUAUUUAUUUGGUUCUGAUGAAGGACAGCUGGGAAAUGAGAGAACGGCUAAUCAAUUGAUACCACUUCCCAUCAAUUCACCAGUGGAUAAUGGAAAAUUCUGUCAGAGUAAUGAACACUGCAGAUGUGUGCAGUCACCGUCAGAAGAAAAUGAGAGUAUUGUCCUUUGCUUGAAGGAAAGGAAUUCCUAUCCUUUGAAUGGAAUUGCAACUCUGAAGGAGAACGAAGUGGAUGCAUGGAUUUCUAAUUCCCGUGCAAAACGUUGGAAAAGUAUAAAGAAGAAAAUCAGACUGAUCUUUUCAUCUGAGGCUUGCAUCAAUGGAAGCUUCCUGGAGAAGAGAGACGAACAUUUCAAAACUUCCAAAGAAAUCUCAGGUGUAGAUAUGAGAGAAGUACAAUGCUUUUAUAAGAAAAUCAGCCACAAGACAUUACUCUACCUGGAGGUGCAAAAUGGGAUUGAGGAUUUGCUGCCAUCAUUGUCUUCCUCUCCCAUCUCACCUGAAAAUUUCAGAGUCUACUUGAUCUUGCCUUUCCUUCUUCAGGGAGAUGAUGACAGCUCUUACCGUUCUCUCAGGCUGCUAGCAAAAGCCAUCUUGAGGCUCCAGGAGAAGGACCGGAAAGCUCUUGAAUGCCUGUGGUCAAAUCUAGACACAUUAUUUUUCAAGAAUCUGGUCCUUAUAUAUCAGAAGCUUUCCCAGAACACACUGUCUCAAUUAGUCAGGAAAUAUGGAGUGUUUCAAAUAGAUGUAUUUGAACGUGAGAUUACCAUUAGACUGCGUGACCCUCUGCAAAUACUGCAUAUUCUUUACCAGGUAAACACCAGGGCUGGCUUCAGGCUACAAGAAAACAACUUUUAUGUGCCCGAAGUGAAAACGAUUAUCAAAUAUUUAUGCAACAUGGAACAAGAAGUGAUAUUUCAGAGGGUGUUAUUUCUGAGGGUGACAUUUCAGAAGGCGACAUUUCAGAGGACUCUAGGGAUGCUGACCAAAUAUCCAUGCAUCUUUGACAAGCACGACAAGAUCUUAGUUCAUUAUUUAGAAUGUGACAGUCUGUACACAUGCAACAACUCUGUAAGUCCAGACUGGAUAUGCGAGAAACCCUUUAUUUUUCAAGUCAGACGAGAACGCCUUCUGCAUGACAUACGGCAUCGUUUAAUAACAGCAGAAAAUGAUGAGUUCAGGAGGAACUUAAAAGUGCUGUUCGUGGGCGAGGCAGGGCAGGAUGACGGCGGGCUGUCCCAGGAGUUCUUCGUUACCGCCGCCAGGGCCUUCAGCGACCCCCGGAGCGGUGCCUUCCGCCACUUCCCCUCCCGGCUGGUCUGGUUCCCCAGUCAGGUGCCAAGCCACGACGACACUUUUGUCCUGAUUGGGACCCUGUUUGGGAUGGCUUUGUAUAACAAAUGCCAUGCUCCCUUCCCCUUCCCCAUUGCUCUCUUCAAGAAGAUGUUGAACAUCACGCCCACCCUGGAGGAUCUGAGGGAGCUGAUGCCGGCAGUAGCCAGGAAUCUUCAGAAUAUUUUGAAUGAAGAAUCUGAGGAUGAGCUUGAGAGCCACCAACUGACCUUUGUGCACCUGGAAGAAGGAGGUUCCGUGGUUGAGCUUAAAGAAAAUGGUGCCAACAUUCCUGUCACUAAGCAUAACAGGAAGGAAUUUGUUGACUUAUAUGUGAAUUACAUACUCAAUGAAUCGAUACGGAAGCCAUUUGAGGACUUUAUGCAAGGUUUUUUAAGAGGCUGUCCAGCUCAAAGCUGGAAGAUGUUUCUUCCUGUGGAGCUCCAAGUUGUUCUCCUGGGACACGCAACGUACAACUGGAGUCUGCUGAAAAAGAAUGUGAUGUACAGACACUAUCAAGAGUCACAUCAAACCAUCAAGAACUUUUGGACUGUGUUUUUCAAGCUCCCAGAAGAAAAAAAGAAAAAGUUUCUUGCUUUUUUGUCAGGAUCUGAUCGAAUCCCUGCCUAUGGACUGGAAUAUUUUAGAUUCGCUAUUGAAGAUCCUGGAUGGAAAGAUCCAGAUAUUUUUUUUCCCGUAGCUAAUACCUGCAGCCACAUUCUCGUCCUCCCCAGGUACAGCAGUAAGGAAAUACUAGAGGAAAAGUUCCUCUAUGCCAUAGAGCAUGAUGAAGGUUUUGACUUGAAGUGACUUUUGGUAAGGAGCACAUUUAAGCACGAACAAGAAAGCAAGUCUUUGUUUCACUUGUAGUAUUUUUCCUCUUGGUAACCAAUUUACUGGUUUCUACCCUGACUUUUUUUUACUGUACUUCAUAAACACUUGACUGUGCGUAUUCACUGAGGUUGUAUAUUGAUUAUAUACUUGAUUGUUAGAUUAUAAAAUUAGUAAAAAAAAAAAAAAAAAAGAAUACUAUUUAACAUGCUUGCAAGAAGCAAGUUGGUAAACAAGUAUAUUUACAUGUAUGUUCAUCCUAAUUGCGCUGUAAUGGUCUUCUUCAGUUGGUUGAGCUAUCAGCAACAGGUUUUCUGGGAUUUGUACAUUACCAAACACGCAGACUGUGUAUGCUAAAGUCAUUGUCACAAGAGGAGGCCAGGACAACAUUUUAAUCUGUGUUAGUCAAGGAUUCUCUUGGAGAGCAACCAACUCCAAGGAGACCUGAUCCAUUAAAUAGUGAAUUGAAGGCACAAUCUGUACAAAGGCCUUUUACUUAUCUGAGAGAAGUUCUUAGGAAGAGGAUUUGAUCAUUCCUAGACUUUGUCAGAAGCUGUAUUUGUAAAGCAUUAAUUACUUUGUUGUGUUGCCUUACAUCUUCUAAGGAGAUGGCUGGCAAUUAAAACAGAAUUUUAGGCCUACAGAACAGCUCUGUUCUGCAGAACGUUGUGAAUAUGAGGCUUGCAGGACUGUUGGAAGCUCAUUGCCAAAACUGUUUGACACUGGCAGGAUAUUGGCAAUGUCAGGCAGGAUGUAAAGGCAGAAUGUGUAUUUUCUCUAUAUAUUUUGCUUUCUGUAAAAAAAAAAUAAUAAUUGAGGGAUAGCAGUCAUGAUUUUUCUGCCGUCCUUUUUCCCUUGGUGUCAGUAGAUGUACAUAUGUAAAGAAGGCUUUUACUGUGCUAAAUUAAAUGAUGAUUGAUUAAAUUCUCAUA
Molecule: messenger RNA, 3964 nt
Organism: Oxyura jamaicensis (ruddy duck)
Lineage: Eukaryota; Metazoa; Chordata; Aves; Anseriformes; Anatidae
Product: probable E3 ubiquitin-protein ligase HERC3
Exons: 23
Coding region: 90-3011 (973 amino acids)
Biological process (GO): ubiquitin-dependent protein catabolic process; protein ubiquitination
Molecular function (GO): ubiquitin protein ligase activity
Source: RefSeq, a predicted model, not a curated record